Bacidia gigantensis is the source of this 1140-nucleotide messenger RNA. RefSeq lists its product as uncharacterized. The coding region runs from base 1 to 1140 and encodes 379 amino acids. NCBI's taxonomy places the organism in Eukaryota, Fungi, Ascomycota, Lecanoromycetes, Lecanorales, Ramalinaceae. The record is from RefSeq and is a predicted model, not a curated record. The transcript has 2 exons.
AUGGAGGUGGCAGCGAGUGCGUUUGCCACGGCUUCCAUUGCCAAAGAGUUAGGCGUGGGCGUCAAGAAGCUCAUUGAAUUUUGGACGUCCAUUGAGGAGGCGCCCAACGACGUUCGCGAAAUAGUUGAUGAAUUAAACUUGCUUUGCGAUGUCUUCAAGGACAUCGAGUCCGAGGCAAAACAAGACACAGAAAAUGCAACAGUGAAAAAGAUUUUAGAAAAUUGCAAGCUCAUCAUAAAACAGCUCGAAUCCAUCACCCACAACUUAGAGCGGGGCUUUGCUUCUUCAAAACGCCUGACCAGAAAAUGGACCGCGAUCAAGGGUGCUCUCAAAUGUAAACAGCUUGACAAGUUCCAAACCACUUUGGGCCGGCUAAAGCAUACUCUGACGCUGGCGCUGCAGACCCGGACUAGCCGAACUCUUCACCUCCAGUUUCAGCACCAACAGCAGAUUCUCGUCGCUCUGACUGGUUGCGUGUCUCGCCCCACCGUGGGCAACCCAUCUACGCUAAAUCGACUUAUCACUUACGAUGAACACUCCGGUAGAGGUCUGCCUAACGUGGAAAGUGGGUAUAAGACUGGAAAAAUUGCGAAAUCAGAUAUUGCUUCGAGUGUGACAAUUGGAAGCCACCUACAGCCAGACGAGCCUGGCGUGGACCUACAAAACUUACGAGCGACAUCGGAGCCGAAAACCAUAACAAUGUAUCCCAAAAAUGCGCUUUCUUCGAAGCUGUGGAGCACGCGACUGCUUUCUGCAGAAAACUUUCAACGAAAAUCAAUAUAUGGCUGUCUUCGAGUUCAGUCUGCACAGCGGGUCCUAGAACUGGCCGAAGAGGAAGACUGGGUGGACAUCGGAAAUAGGUUUGAGAGUCGGACAUCCAUCGUCGUUCGGCCGGCUGCAUGGAUGAGCAGAAUAGGCAUCAACUACGGAUUCCAGGUUGACAUUAGCAGAUGUGUUACUCAAGGCUGGAAAUACACAUUAAGCUCGGUCUGCACAGUUCCCGAUAACGCGUUAAUCUUUCAGGCCUGUGAAAAAGGGGACAUUCCUAUUGUGAGGGGCCUUCUGGCUCGUGGUGAGGCAUCGGCAAGGGACACAAACUCAUACGGAUUGACACCUCUUCAUGUAAGGAAACCAAGCUGA